Betta splendens (Siamese fighting fish) is the source of this 5304-nucleotide messenger RNA. It is a transcript of the gene stxbp1b, whose product is annotated as syntaxin binding protein 1b. Gene Ontology annotation, cellular component: secretory granule; plasma membrane. Gene Ontology annotation, molecular function: syntaxin binding. Gene Ontology annotation, biological process: neurotransmitter secretion; vesicle-mediated transport; intracellular protein transport. The record is from RefSeq and is a predicted model, not a curated record. The transcript is spliced from 22 exons. NCBI's taxonomy places the organism in Eukaryota, Metazoa, Chordata, Actinopteri, Anabantiformes, Osphronemidae. Bases 219 to 1988 code for a protein of 589 amino acids.
UUUUGUAGAUAAGAAGAUUGUAGCCAGCUAUCAACUAACCCAAUUUAAUUUCACUAUUGCCUAAGCUAAAUUUAAUGUAGGGAUCAGGCUUUUUGUUAAAUUUCCAAACCUUUAAAUAGGAAUUCUGUAUUAUUAUACAUUUUAUACAAAAAUGCCUAUGCAUUUUUAUGCUGUAUGGAAACUAAAUCUAAACACGAAGAUCAUACCAUCCUGAGAUUAUGAACAAUGUGAUAAAGAAAGCAAGAGAAAAGGGACAAUGGAAGGUGUUGGUGGUGGACAAGCUUAGUAUGAGAAUGGUUUCCUCCUGUUGUAAAAUGACAGACAUCAUGUCAGAGGGAAUUACCAUUGUAGAAGACAUAACUAAGCGUCGUGAGCCUCUGCCCAGCAUGGAAGCCAUCUACCUGAUUACACCCACAGAUGAGUCUGUUGGGGGCCUGAUUGAUGACUUCAGGGACCCACAGUCUCCAAGGUACCGAGCAGCACAUGUCUUCUUCACUGACACAAUUCCAGAGUCUUUGUUUGGCCUGCUGACCAAAUCCCGCGCCUCUAAAGCCAUGAAGGCCCUGACUGAAAUCCACAUUGCAUUUCUUCCAUAUGAAUCUCAGGUCUUUUCCCUGGCUAAACUGGAUGCUUUUCAAGACUUCUAUAGUCCUUUCAAGAGUGACAUGAAGAAUAAUAUGUUAGAGCGUUGUGCUGAACAAAUGGCCACCCUCUGUGCCACACUCAAAGAGUAUCCUGGAAUUCGAUAUAGAGGGGAGUACAAAGACUGUGAAGUAUUUGCUCAGAUGCUACAAGACAAACUGGAUGGCUACAAGGCUGAUGACCCCGCCAUGGGAGAGGGUCCGGAUAAAUCUCGUACACAGCUGCUUAUCCUGGAUCGUGGCUUCGAUCCUGUGUCCCCUCUCUUACAUGAACUCACACUACAGGCCAUGGCUUAUGACCUUCUGGGUAUUGAGAAUGAUGUGUAUAGGUUUGAAACCAGUGGCAUGGGAGAGACAAGAAUGAAGGAGGUGUUGCUAGAUGAGGAUGAUGACCUUUGGCUGACCCUGAGACACAAACACAUCGCUGAAGUGUCAACGGCUGUGACUCGUUCUCUGAAAGACUUUUCUGCUAGCAAAAGGAUGAACACUGGAGAAAAGACCACAAUGAAGGAACUGUCUCAGAUGUUGAAGAAGAUGCCUCAGUAUCAAAAAGAGCUCAGCAAGUAUUCAACCCAUCUUCACCUGGCUGAGGACUGUAUGAACCGCUACCAGGGAACAGUUGACAGACUUUGCCGUGUAGAACAGGAUUUGGCAAUGGGCACAGAUGCAGAGGGAGAGAAGGUCAAGGAUCCAAUGAGGCUCAUCGUACCCAUUCUACUGGAUGCAAACGUUAGCGUAUCUGACAAAAUCCGCAUCAUCCUGCUUUACAUUUUUCUUAAGAAUGGAGUUACUGAGGAGAAUCUUUGUAAGCUCCUUCAGCAUGCCAACAUUCCACCAGAAGACAGUGACAUCAUUUCUAACAUGGCCCACAUGGGCAUUCCGAUUAUCUAUGAGGGCACUGCCAAGAAAACCAAGAAGCCUGAUCGUAAAGAACGAAUCAGUGAGCAGACCUACCAGCUCUCUAGAUGGACUCCUCUUGUCAAGGAUCUCCUAGAGGAUGCUAUUGAGGACAAACUUGACCCCAAGCAGUACCCGUAUAUUUCCCAAAGACAAGCAUCUGUCAAAGCUAGUGUUCCAUCAAGUGCUCGCUAUGGAAACUGGCACAAGAACAGAGGCCCCACAGAAAUAAAAACAGGACCCAGGAUCAUUGUCUUUAUCAUUGGUGGAAUGACCUAUAGUGAGAUGCGCUGUGUCUAUGAGGUUACUCAGGCUAAUGGCAAGUGGGAAGCUUUAAUUGGUUCCACGCACAUUUUGACCCCACAAAUGUAUCUACAAGAACUACAACACUCAGACUUCUUGGACCCCAGUGCCCCUCCAGAGAGUACAGUGGAACCAGAGGCAGAUUGAAGACAGUUUAAUGCUGGUGCAUCCCAGCUACCAAAAUGCAAGGAGGUUGCUGUCUCAGACUGACACGCCACUGCAGGCUUUGGACACACUACUACCUUGUAGAAGAGUUGUUGGCUCACCUCAGGAGCAAAGACUCUGGCUCCAUCCUAUCUGACUCCCCACCGGACCCAAGGCUGUUAAAGCGAAUGCAUCUUGUCUUCGAAGCUUGGUGUUCCUUCCUUUGGAUAACAAGACAUGAUGAUGCAGAAGUGAGAAAGCAAACAUUCUCACUCACAGCAAGAUAAGGUGGCACAAACAAUUCCAUUGCUGCAGAGAGACAUUCCACCAGAGCCAGACAAAGGGGUUAAAAGGCAGAAGCAACUUGAGAAAUUGGCGUCUACGAACAGGAUCCUCUGCAGGUCGUCUGGGCGGUGUGACCAGGGACGAUAGUCCUGAGGACUAGGUCCAUUCAGCCUCCAAACCUCUACAGACAUUUAGAGCUGGGAGGACUGCUCAUCCGUCUGGAUCGCCUCUGACGAGAUCCAGCGAACACAAAAUCCAACCUCUACUCAGCUCGGUGAGAGAGAAUCCGUUUUGUUGUGACUUAUUGAAGAAAAAAAAAAAAAAAACGGGUUUGAAAUUGGUUUCAGUUAUUCGGGGUUUACUUGGCUCUGAUCAUUUGGUUUAGGGAAAGUAAGGCAAAUAACAAUUAAUUCUAAAACAUCCCCUACUAGACUAAACAUACAACGACAAAAGAAAACAUGAUUAGGACUAGAGAUAAUAAUAUUUCUAAAACAACUAUUUGGCUGAAAACAUCCAAAAUAUAAUAUUAGGAUCAAACAAAAAAAAAUCUUAUAAUUUUAAAAUUUAAUAUUCGGGUAAAAUUAAUUAGGUCAAAGUCUGCCCUGGUGGCUGAGACGGUGGUUGCUAAGGGUUGGCUCGUGGAACCGAGCUUUCGUCUGUACUGAGGAUACAGACCAGUGUGCAGAUCUGAGCGCAGUCCAACGGGAGUGGACAAGAAAUAAAAGACGGCUUCUGAAAGACGGAGCGCGUUUGCAGAGUGAAGUGUUUUCGAGAGACGAGGGACCCGGGUCUUGGAGGGGCCUGACGGUGAGGGAGCACUUCCGAGAACUCUGUUGCUGAUCUGAGCGGUUCCCUUUCUACGGAGACGUCCGUGGAAGAGAAAUUUGGAAAAGGUUCCGGCCGGAACACACAAAAAUCUAAGGCAGGAAACCGCCGGGACUCUGAAAGAUGGGUUCGGGGCGAUCUAAGUCUCCACCACCACACAGCAGCAUUACAAAAGUAAAAAGUAAAUAUGGUUAUUAGUGGGUUUCAUGUUUCAAUGAGUGGGAAACUGGUUAUGGUUUCAAAAGGAGAAUCACUUAGUGUAAAAGACAUAUUCACCUUAAAAGAAAAAUUAGACACAAAAGAUGAGAUUUGAAAAAGCAAAACUAUCAAAACUAAACCUCUAAAAAGAAACAAAAGAGAGAUGAGAAGUAACAGAAAGAAAGAAAAUAACAACUCUGGGGAAGAAUGGUUUUUACUCUGCCACACACACCACACACACACACAUAUCAUGUCAAGAGCGAAUGCUCCCAUUGUUUCUGCUCUCUAUCCUAAUGCAGAACUGAGCGCAACGUCUGCAGCCAUCACGUUCUGGGCUCAUCAGAUGAACCAGCUAGUACAAGCCCUGCACCAGCAGGAAAGGACUGUGUCUGAAGCUUCAGAGGCUGUAAAACUGUCAUACAGUGUGUCUGACACAGACACCUGCUAAUGACAAUCAGCAAAGGAAAACAAGGACAGAGCAACAGCAGAGUGAGCUCCAUCUGAGAAGACGUGCUCUGACACAGACACUGGUUGAAACAACAAGAGGCUUCAGACGUGAUUGGCCCAAUAGAGCUGCAUCCGAGGAUCCAGGAAAGGUCUGUCAUCGCAUUGGAAGAACAACUGUCCCAUCUACGUCAGGCUUCACCCACUGGCGCUCACAUGAGACUGAUUGUUGGUGAAGGAGGAAGGUGACGGUUCCUUUUCACGUGACGUAGAAGACGAUACCACAAACACACACACACACACACACACACACACAUUCAUACACGCAAUGAAGAAACACACUUACAGCUGAUACACGCUCAAAUUCAUGUUCAUGCUUAUCUGCUCGCAAUGAAGAAUCACUUUUUGCUUAAAAAAAUCCCACAGAGUGAUUUUAAAAUGAUGACAAACAGCUAAAUGACAACUUCUGCAUGACUUUACAGUCUGAUGGGUUUAAAGAAUUUUAAUUUGCAACACAUUCAGUAAUAAAAUCCUCCAUGUUUCUAAAAAGAUUUGUGCACAAUAUAGGUUUGUCUGGCCAGACUAGAAGACUAUAGAAAACAAAAAGAAACAAUCAGACUAUAGAAAAACAAAACAAACUAUAGGAAGACUGAAACCGACUGAAACAGACUAUUAAUGACUAUUAAAGGUAAGAGGACUAUUAGAGAGAAAUAAUAAUAAUUACUGUACUGUAUGUACCAGACUAUUAAAGAAAAACUUAUUCUUUCACUGUCUUGUGCAACUUCUGAAAGCAAGACACCUUAAGAUUUAUUUUUGCUUUCAAACUUAUGCCCAGUUAAAUUUUUAGGAAGAGAUCUCAUGUGUAGUUUAGGUAUUUGAUUGAUUUCCACUCCAGACGGAGUGCAGGUUACAUCUACAGACAUUCUAAAUAAUCCCUCUUUUGUUGGUGUUAACUUCAGCUCAGCUGUGCUCUUAUCUGUCACGAUCCGGUUCUAGUUCUGCUUUUAUUUUUGUAAGGACUUAGUUUGUCAGCCAUGUCAUCAUGUUUUGGUUCCAUUUCCAUUUCCUGUUUUAUUUUGGUAGUACUCCCGGUUUCUGUUUCUGUUCUAGCUUCACUUCCUGUUUACCGUAUGUCACAGCUUUCCCCGUUUCCACCGGUCAUUAUCCACACCUGCACUUCAUUAGUAAUCAGUUCACUGUGUUUUUAAGCACCACCUCGCACCCCAGUACCUCGCCAGAUUGUCGAGUCUCAGUUUCCCACUUUCCAGCAUUGCCGUAUAAGCUAAACUUGUUGCACGAUCCUGUCCGUACCUGACUGCCGAUUCCUGCCAACACCCUGUCUGUACCUUCGCCUUGGAUCUUGUGGUAAACCUUACGACUGUCUGACCAUUGAGUUUUCCCUAGCCCUAGUCUGUACCUCUGCUGUGUUUACUUGCGUACCAAACUCCUGCAUGUUUCCCGGACCUAAUCCUGCCUGUCUCUUUUGUGCCUUUGAACUGAGCCUUCAUGUGUAUGACCUGGAUCGCCUGACUACGUUUGAGUAAUAAACGCUGUUUGUUAACUAUAA